GCCGAGUUCGUGCUGUGAAUCUUAAUAUUCAGACAAUGAUGGCCGGUAGUAGUACUUAAAUUUAAAUAACUAAGAUUAAAACGUUUAUGUGAAGCAGAAGUGUUUGUGUCCGCGUGAAAGAGUUCACUUUUCGCAAAAUGUUUUCUGCGAUCAACAUAAUUGUGACCGAUUCUUACUUCUGGAUUAUUUAUCUAUGGGCCGUACAAGCAGUCGUGCUACAAGACAACCUUACGGUUUAUCUUCAAAAUGGCAACGAGGCUCCUGCAAACGUCAACGUAUUAGAAGGAACGGCGGCGAAUUUUAGUUGUCAUUCACCACUUGCCCAAAUCCAGUAUUCCUGGGCGAAAUACGGCGAUCCUUUGUUUACAGUUGCUGGAGCCUUUCUCGUGUUUACGAGAAUACAACGUCAGUUUAAUGGUCGGUAUACGUGUACUGCACGUAACCUCGGCACAGCUGAGAGCGCCACAAUCUCAGUCGAUCUCACUGUUAUAUAUCCACCCUCGAGACCAGUUAUUUCCGGUCCAGAUAUUGUUGUUUUGGGAGAGUCGUUUACCUUAUCCUGCUAUGCGGACGGUAUUCCUUUACCAAACUACUACUGGAAGGUAGCCACCCAUGUAGAUGAGAUAGAUACGAGAGGACCUCAGUAUAGAUAUACGCCGUCUUCUAGUAAAAACUCCAUCCACCGUGUAUGUUACGCCGAAGUGACGCUUUUCCCGACCGUCGGAACACAGCAAUAUUGCUCAAGUUAUGAAGAGAAGGAAAUUAUUGUUCAUGAGAAGACCAGUAUAUUGUCUCUUCGGAGCAAUGUGGAGACUGUGGUCGGGGCAACGGUAGAUAUCGAAUGCAAGGUAGCUGGUGCCCCAGUUCCUCGAAUAUGGUGGACAAAGGCCGGGAACACAGAGUUUACGUAUCAGACUGGUAGGCUCUCCCUACAGAACGUUCAGGUCUACCAUGCUGGUAUGUAUUCUUGCAACGCCGAAAAUACGAUGACGCCAUCUAGUCAGGAAAGUCGCACUACCAAUGAUUCCAGAGUAUUUGCACUUCACGUGAAAGAUUCUGUUUUUCCCGAUGAUUGCAAGGAAUUUUGCAAUCCAGACCCGAUUUGCAACAUAACUAUGACACCACUAUCUUCCACGGUUUCCUCCUCGCCUAUCGGUCGUCCCUCUGGACUCACUGGACUCAUUGUAGCAACUGUGAUUGGUUGGCUGCUGGCUGCAACUCUGUUUGUUUUAAGUAUAGUUCUGUUCAAACGUCAGCGACAGUCAUCAACGAUUUCAAAGCCAACUGAGCAUGAACUGGCCAAGGCACAUUUGCAGAAUGACAUCCAAACGGAAGCUAAUCCAAGAAGAGAAAGAACGUUGCCCUACAAUCGAAUAGAGCCAGAGGAUGUCGAAGAUUCACUGUAUACAGAAAUACAGCCUGAGGUGGAACACGGUGCCGGGCCGUCCUCUGACCAAAACCAACCAUACUACCUCACGCCGCAUUGAUUAUUCGUGUUGCGGUCAACGGAGCAAAAACUUGCAAGCGACAGCCGAGACGUGUUUACUAUGUGAAAGGUAUUCAUGAGAACACUAUUCCAAUAGAUGGUCAUCUUGUUAUAAGAUAUAAUCGAAGUUAUUGCAUGGAUUGUAUUUAGAACGUAUGUUUAACGUUUUCAGUUGAACUUCCAGCGAUUAAAUGUUUUGUUAUUUUUGUUUGUGUUUUUAAUUGUAUAGCUUUGGAAUUAAUAUAUAUGUAUGACCUUUUUAGACAGCUCAAAUGGUCAAUACAAAUAUGCUUCAUCGUAUGUAUGUCUUGUAUAUUGCUGUGUCUUGUGUAGUGUGGUUUAAUGAAAAUUAAAAAAAAAAAACACAAAAAAACAAACAAAAUUGU
Molecule: messenger RNA, 1872 nt
Organism: Mya arenaria
Lineage: Eukaryota; Metazoa; Mollusca; Bivalvia; Myida; Myidae
Product: hemicentin-1-like
Exons: 11
Coding region: 138-1487 (449 amino acids)
Biological process (GO): cell-cell adhesion
Cellular component (GO): cell-cell junction
Molecular function (GO): cell adhesion molecule binding
Source: RefSeq, a predicted model, not a curated record